AUGGCUGAAUACUCUAACAAGAAGACGCGUGGGGCUUUUAUUGCGGCUGUUUUUGCUAUGCAAGGAUUUGGAAUUCUUGCUGGUGGUAUCGUUGCUAUGGCUGUUUCUGCAAUUUUUCGUGCUGUGUGCAAAGCUCCUGCUUACUCGGUUGAUCCAAUCGGCUCUACUGUGCCACAAGCAGAUUAUGUAUGGAGGAUAAUUUUAAUGCUCGGUGCAUUGCCUGCUGCUUUAACCUAUUAUUGGCGCUUGACGAUGCCAGAAACUCCUCGUUACACUGCCUUGGUCGCCAAGAAUGCUGAGAAAGCCAGUCAAGAUAUGUCCAAAGUCAUGGGCAUUGAAAUGCAACCUCAAAAGGAGGUAGGAAGGGAGAAGGUGAUCAAUAGAAGCAACUCUUUUGGGUUAUUGUCCAUGGAAUUUCUUCGCCGUCAUGGAUUGCACUUGCUGGGGACAGCAAGCACUUGGUUCUUACUUGACAUUGCAUACUAUAGCCAGAACCUGUUCCAAAAGGAUAUUUUCAGUGCUGUUGGUUGGCUUCCAAAGGCCCACACCAUGAGUGCACUGGAAGAACUUUUCAAGAUCACCAGGGCACAAUUCUUUAUAGCACUCUGUGGCACAGUUCCAGGAUACUGGUUCACAGUCUUUCUUAUCGAUUAUAUUGGUCGCUUCACAAUUCAGCUGAUUGGGUUUUUCUUCAUGACUGUGUUCAUGUUUAUAUUGGCCAUUCCUUAUCACCACUGGACUCUAAAAGAAAACAACAUUGGUUUCAUUGUCAUUUAUGGACUCACCUUCUUUUUUGCGAAUUUUGGGCCCAACAGCACCACAUUUAUAGUACCAGCGGAGAUUUUCCCUGCAAGGUUCAGGUCAACAUGCCAUGGGAUAUCAGCAGCUGCUGGGAAGGCUGGUGCAAUAAUAGGGGCUUUUGGGUUCUUGUACGCAGCACAGAAUCAGGACAAGUCCAAGGUUGAUCCAGGAUAUUCAACUGGUAUUGGGAUGAAAAAUGCACUAAUAGUGCUUGGCAUGAUCAAUGUGCUAGGCUUUCUGUUUACAUUUUUGGUUCCUGAGACAAAAGGAAGAUCUUUAGAGGAGAUUUCAGGGGAGAAUGAACAAGUUGAUCAAGCACACCCCACCGGAGUUGAGGCUGUCUAG
Messenger RNA from Dovyalis caffra, 1146 nucleotides. The record is from the annotation of a GenBank genome assembly. NCBI's taxonomy places the organism in Eukaryota, Viridiplantae, Streptophyta, Magnoliopsida, Malpighiales, Salicaceae.